Molecule: messenger RNA, 2170 nt
Organism: Closterium sp. NIES-67
Lineage: Eukaryota; Viridiplantae; Streptophyta; Zygnematophyceae; Desmidiales; Closteriaceae
Source: the annotation of a GenBank genome assembly
CACUUGAAGUGCAUUCCAACCAAACUAGUAGCCAAAUCUCCCAACUGGCUAGGAAUGAGUGCUCGAGUCUAGCGACCCGCCGUCACGGUCGGUGUUAGAAAGGCAGGGCAUGGCGGAUAGAUGGGGGGAGGCGAGCCGACCUCGGAGAUAAGAGCGGAGAGACUAGGUGGUGGUGGUGCGGUAGCAUGGCAACGCGCGGACAGGACAAGCCUGCGUAUCUCGAUCCCCCUGGGGAUCGACAUCCACAGAUCGAUCGUGCUCAACCGCCCAUUCUCUGGCUCCGGUUUUCGCCUCCAGAAUCAUGGCUGCCGACAUGAUUGGCCAUAAGACGACGACGAACGAGAGUUGCGUCGCGAAGCGCGGUCGCUGAUGAGCCGAGCCACCUAGCCUACAGCGAGCCAAGCAGCUCGCCGCUUCAUGGCGCAUGAGCAGCAGUCUGCGCGCAGUCUCCUCGUUUCACCCCGUGAAAGCCGCCGAAAAUGACCGAUAGCUUGUCGCGUACUCGCCUCCGACCGCGACGCGAUCUCGUCGAUUCCUUACCGUGCUCGCAUCCCUCGCAACGAGUUGAGGACUUUGCAGGCGUUGGGGGCCUCAGGCUGCAGUUCGUCCAGCCACACCCCGGGAGGCUCUCGGCGUAUUAAGUAAUGAUCCAUGGCGCCCUUUCAUCGGCAUCACCAGUCGACUCUGCCGCUCCAAGUCUUCACCAGUCAAUCCCAUCGCCAACUCGCAGUCAGCGUAAAGUCGACCACGAGGACUCGUUCUGAAGUUAGUUCCAACCAUGGCGGCGACCAGGGUCCUCGCGGUUCUGAUUCUGGUUCUACUGGCCACCUCCUGUGCGCUUGCUGCUCCUGGUGGUAACGGCAAGGGGAAAGGCGGAAGCGAAAAAGGAAGCGGGAAGGGGGGCGGUCGAGGAGGCGGAAACGGCGGCGGGAAAGGAAACGGGAAGGGCGGAGGCGGAAAGGGAGGCGGGAACGGUGGCGGCAUUCUGGGCGCGCUGACUGGCGGAAAUUUCACGGGCGGGUGGGGUCAGGGCGGCGUUUUCUCGGGGCUCUCCAGCCUCUUUGGCAACGGCAGCACUCCCGGCGACUUGGGGGGAAUCUUUGGGGGGAGGGGGGGAACGGUAAGGGGCAAGGUAAGGGGAAGGGCAAGGGGAACGGCAAGGGCAAGGGCAACAGCGCGGGGAACAGCACAGAGACUGCAAGCCCUGCAAGUGGGGCGACAAGUUACAGUGCGAGCUCCACAAUGACGCGGGUGAUGGGGGUGGGUAACGGCAAGGGGCAGGGGAACGGCAAGGGGCAGGGGCAGGGCAACGGGCAUUGCUAGGGGAAGGGGAGGGGGAAUGGGUGGGAAAAGCACGGGAAGAGCACGGGAGGCGUGUUGGCACAGCUGAGGGGCAGCAGUGUGGUGGAUGAUGCGAUGGCAGCCACUGGCAAUGGCAACGCCACUGGCGUCCUCGAAAUCACCCUCCUCCAGAAUGGCACGGACUACGACGUGGCUUUCAUGGCGCGCAUCUCCCUCUCUGGUCCCGGCGUACUCAUCGCUCUCACUCUCAACAGCGGCACCGCCGCCACCAACGGCCUGCCUCUCCUCGAUUUCUCCACCGCCACCGCCGCUGACGGCGCAUCCCCCCCUGCCUGGACCACUGUCGCCUCCCCCUCCCCUGGCAGUGGCCCCAUGGUGCGCGCGUGGGGCCGCCUGCAGCGCGUGUGGGGGCGGUCUGGGCGCACAGCAGGGCUGCACACGUUCACUCUCACGGGCGUGUGGGCAGGCGCCGGCACCACUGCUGCGGCUGACGGCGUGCAGACGGUAAAAGACGUGGCGCUGGCCAUUGUCGCACAGCCCAGUGCGUUCUAUGCCGUGGUCGCCUUGCCCGGGUUUGACUCUGGCUCCGCCAGGGGGCAGUUCCAGAAGGCUCCAAGGGCUAGGCGUUUGGGCUGAGGAACUGAAUGAAGGAGAUAGGUGGGAUGGGUGGAGAAAAGGGAACCGGAUUACUUAUGGACGUGGGGUGGGGUGGCAGGGAUGCCUUGUAGGUACGAGGAGCAGGCACCAGCCUAGAUGGAGAGACUUUAUGGCAGGUGUAAAUUGAAGGUGGUGUGUACUGAACCGUCUACCGAGCUUGUUGUUGGAGGUGUCAACUUAUACAUAUUUGUAUAUGUAUCAGUUAUAGGCU